CUUGUCUAAUUUUCCUAACUCAAACAUUCAUACUUUUAAAUUUUUCGCAAACAACUGUAUUUUCGCUCAAGGACAAAAAUGGAACAAAGAUGCUUAAAAGUUUAGAACAAACGAAUGUCAUGCUAAAAUCCAUUUAUUAUUUGUUUCCAGGCUUUUUAAAUUGGCGUCUAUUAGACGAUGUAGUCUAUAUUUAUUAUAGCAAUAGGCCUAUUCUUGAAAUCCAGAUAUUUUCCUUUUACUAGUUCAACUUAGCCGUAACUUCUACUCACUCCUGUAUCUAUAAAAGUUGAAAUCACUCAAUAAAAAUACUUGUCAGACACUUUUUAGUGGAACAUCGACUGAAAAAGACGCGUGAACAUCGAAAAAAAUGUCAUCAUUCAAUACUAAACAUAGAUAUGGCAACAGCCCUAAAGUUCUAACGAAUGUUGACUUCCAAAUUGAAAUUAUAGAAGUGUCCAGUGAAGAUGAGAUGGGCAAUGUCGUAUGUAAAGAAGAGGAAUUGGAAGAAGAGGGAUUAGAAGAAGAUUGCAUUGUAAUAUCAAGCGAUGAAGAGGUGGAGGAUAUAUCGAGAGAAAAUGAAGCAAAUACUUCAUUAAUGGAAGCAGAAUCGUUUAAUGGAAUAGAUUCAAAUCAGAUUUUUGUAUAUAAUGAGAGUGAUGGAACCGUAGAAUAUAGUGGAAUUGGAGAAACUCUUGAAUAUGCCGAAUCAUCAGAUGAAGAACUAAAUCCUCCGUUGAACCGUGUAGACGAAGUGAAACUAAAUGAUCUUAACAAAGGAGUAGACUUGUCGGACGAAGAUAACACUAAUCAACCUUAAAGAAAACGAUAAAAUCGGUAAAUAUAGUAACCUUUAUAAUAAAAUAAUGGUUUGUUUAAAUAGUGCGAAAAGUUUUGAAUACAAAAGUUUCAUAUAGAUAUUAUCUACUUUA
This is a messenger RNA of Dimorphilus gyrociliatus, 929 nucleotides long. Lineage: Eukaryota; Metazoa; Annelida; Polychaeta; Dinophilidae. The record is from the annotation of a GenBank genome assembly.